This is a messenger RNA of Manacus vitellinus (golden-collared manakin), 918 nucleotides long. RefSeq lists its product as uncharacterized. The record is from RefSeq and is a predicted model, not a curated record. NCBI's taxonomy places the organism in Eukaryota, Metazoa, Chordata, Aves, Passeriformes, Pipridae. Bases 1 to 918 code for a protein of 305 amino acids. The transcript has 5 exons. Gene Ontology annotation, cellular component: cytoplasm.
AUGGAGGCUGAUGGUGCAACGACAGAGGGCAUCGCAGAUGCUGACAGCAUUAGCGUUGAGUACCUGCCCGAUGCUCCCAGCCUGGACGUUCUUGGGGAGAGAGUUGUCUCUGCUCAAAGGAUGCGGAAAUCUGUUCCUGUUCACCGUAGAAUGACCAGGACCUCACCAACUGAAGUCUUGGCACAGCCUGAGCUCAACUCGACCAAGCUCAAGGCCAAGGCUGAUGCCCCAGAGACUGAGGGCAUCCCAGGCACUGACAGCACACCCCUUCAGCGCCUGCCAGAUGCUCCCAAUCUGGACUUUUCUGGGGACAGAGUUAUCUCUGCUCAAGUGCCGGCUGUGGUGAGGUCCAUCCACUCGUGGCUGACCUCCAAUGUGUCUGCUGGGCACGUGCUGGAUAACACCCUUCUAGCACUGACCGAGGCACACCCCGUGGAUGUCGCCAUCACCCUCCUGCGCUGUGCCCCCUCGUGCGACAGAGCUGCUGCAACCAUGUGGAGGACCAUCGCCUCAUCGGGAAGGACACUGCAGAAGGUGCUGCCAACCCUGCUCGGCGUGAUGGAGGACUGGCCGUGGUACUACACGCGCACCUCCGAUGGGGACAACACAGACGUCUUUGCCCUGGCUGCAACUCUGGCACUGUGGAUGAUUGUCCAAGAGCCCCAGUGCCCAGGGCCGUUGAUGGACUAUUCCCCCCAUCUCCUCGUGGCUCUGCUGUUCCAAAUCUUCAUCAGCACAGAGCAGAUGUCAGAGGAGGUCGACAACUUCUGGAGGGGAUGCCAGGAGCAAAACGACCUUCCCACCAACCCAAACAGGUGCUCCAUCCCAGUCCUCCCCUCCCUCCCAUGCCCUCAGGGCUGGGGCCAGGGCUCCCAACAUGACCUGGACUUUGCUCUGCACACAGGUUUGCAGUGCUGA